CGUCUCUCUUCUUAUUCUUUCUCUCUUUCACUCACCUAACAUUGCAAAGGGAAAAGCCCUUCUUCUUUUCUUUUCUUGGGAAAACUCUCUUUUGAUUAGGUCUAAAAUGGCAUCAAGAAAAGCAAGAAAACCAAACCGAGCUGAGAAGAAACUCAAAAGAACCCAUUUCAAGAAAAAGCUUCCACAACACAAGAACACCGACACACCCACUAUUCUCGACCAUACUUCUUCAUCUACUAUUGUUUCCUCGUGUUCUUCCACAACGACGACGUUUUCACCUGAAGACACAAGCUACUCUGUUCACUCUCCUUCUCCGAAGGUGCUGACGUCGUCACCAGGUAAAGGUGGUGUCGGUGGCGGUUGUUGUACCCCAAAAUCUCUAAAGUCUCGGAUACCGGAGAUACUGACGUGUCCACCAGCGCCAAAGAAGCAAAGAGUCCCACAGAACUGCACGUUACGACGGAGACAGAUCGUUUUCUUUGCUCCUCCAGAGAUAGAGCUCUUCUUCGUCAAAGCAAACCAUCAAUAAACAGAUUUGAAUUAAUAUUUGUAGUCUUUUUUUUUUGUUAUUGGUGCUAGGAUCGAUCGAUAUAGAAAGUAGUAUGAGAAGAUGAUCAAGAUUUCAUCUCUUUGAUUUGUUAAUACAAUAACGAAGAGUAUAUUAUAAUGAUAUCUAGUGAUGUUUUGUUUUGUUUUCUUAUUAUUUUGGUUUGUUUUUAACAUAUUGUUCCUUUGGCGCUUGUUUUUUCUGGGAGAGAUUUGAAUGAAGUCGGUUUGAGUUU
Brassica napus (rape) is the source of this 782-nucleotide messenger RNA. RefSeq names its product cyclin-dependent protein kinase inhibitor SMR13-like. The record is from RefSeq and is a predicted model, not a curated record. Gene Ontology annotation, biological process: regulation of DNA endoreduplication. The coding region runs from base 107 to 529 and encodes 140 amino acids. The transcript has a single exon. Lineage: Eukaryota; Viridiplantae; Streptophyta; Magnoliopsida; Brassicales; Brassicaceae.